AUGGAGACCCAGACGGUGCAGUGGGAGCUGGAAGCCUUUCCAACCACCGAGAUGGCUUAGACCACCCCCUUGCCAGGGGCCCUGGGGCUAUGGAAGAUAACCAUCUAUGACCAGCUGAACUUCCAGGGCAAGAAGAUGGAGUUUACCAGCUCCUGUCCAAAUGUUGCUGAGUGCAGAUUUGACAAUGUCCGGUCUCUCAAGGUGUAAUGUGGAGCCUGGAUUGGUUAUGAGCAUACCAGCUUUUGUGGCCAACAGUUUAUCCUGAAGGGAGGAGAAUACCCUCACUGGGAUGCCUGGAGUGGGAUUAAUGCCUACCACAUCGAACGCCUCAUGUCCUUCCACCCCAUCUGUUCAGCUAAUCAUAAGGAGUCCAAGAUUAUCAUCUUUGAGAAAGAAAGGUGUAUUGAGCAACAAUGGGAGAUCUGUGAUGACUACCCCUCCUUAUAAGCCAUGGGUUGGUUCAAUAAUGCAGUUGGUUCCAUGAAUAUAGUGUGGGUUUGCUACCAGUAUCCUGGAUACCAUGGAUAUCGGUGUAUCUUGGAAUGUGACCAUCACGGAGACUAUAAACACUGCAGAGUGUGUGGAUCCCAUGCCCAGGUUCAAUCUGUUCACCGUAUCCAACAGUAGUGAGUGGAAGUAAGAGAAUUCCUUAAGUAUGUGAUUUUGCUAAGUAAUCUGGAUUUACGUUGUGCUCGUAGACAUUGCUUCCAAAUACUAGCUGAAGUUUGCAAUAAAUGUCAUUAAA
Molecule: messenger RNA, 745 nt
Organism: Condylura cristata (star-nosed mole)
Lineage: Eukaryota; Metazoa; Chordata; Mammalia; Eulipotyphla; Talpidae
Gene: CRYBA1
Product: crystallin, beta A1
Biological process (GO): visual perception; lens development in camera-type eye
Molecular function (GO): structural constituent of eye lens
Source: RefSeq, a predicted model, not a curated record